GCAGAGCCAAGGCCUGACGCAAUCCAGCGCGCUAGUGACUGUACCCGGCUAGCGUUGAGUACUCGCGAGGAAGGUCCCCGCGCCAAGACGAUCGUAGCUACCAAAGUUGAACCUCGCGUUGAUCAUUGACGGCGCAGCGCAGCAACAUACCUCCCACCAUGGACGACAAAGAAGAGACCAACGAGCCCCUCGAUCUCGUGCGCCUUUGCAUUGAUGAGAUUGUCGUCGUCAAACUACGAGGCGAUCGCGAAUUGAAGGGCAGACUACACGCGUACGACUCGCAUUGCAACCUCGUUCUCGGCGACGUCGAAGAGACAAUAUUCGUGGCGGAGGAGGAGGAGGAUGACCAGGAACCGCGCGUGCGGACGGUGAAGAAGCAGAGCGAGAUGCUAUUCGUACGAGGUGAUUCGGUCGUUCUCAUUGCACCCGCAGAGGGCGCGUCGCAGGCAGGACGGAGGCAACGACUCACGGACCAACCCUAUGCCGACGUAAGCAUUGAGAUACCCGAGCGACCGCACGGCGAGGCAGGCAUCAGUGGUGGAUACCGAUUGGCUGAGCGCACAAACGCGGGCUGGAAGGAGGCUGGUUGAUGGGGCGACGCCGUAUGCGAACGCUUGAUCUGGAGGCAAUGAGUCACUGAGACCGCUUUGUCGGUCUACUUGGAGGUCAGUUGACCAGGCGACCGUCUUAUAGGCCCCCAGCA
Molecule: messenger RNA, 703 nt
Organism: Didymella exigua CBS 183.55
Lineage: Eukaryota; Fungi; Ascomycota; Dothideomycetes; Pleosporales; Didymellaceae
Product: Sm-like ribonucleo protein
Exons: 4
Coding region: 159-590 (143 amino acids)
Biological process (GO): mRNA splicing, via spliceosome; P-body assembly
Cellular component (GO): U6 snRNP; P-body; U4/U6 x U5 tri-snRNP complex
Molecular function (GO): RNA binding
Source: RefSeq, a predicted model, not a curated record